CUCUGUCUCUCCUCAGAGUCCGGCUGCGCGCGAGCGAGCGAGCGUGGGAUGCGAUGUGACCCGCCAGAGAAAAUGGCGGCGGCAGGCGGACCAGCGGCGGCGGCUGCUGCGGCGAACCGCCUUUCCGCGUCGGUGGGAUUAUCUACGGGGAACGAAGCCACCGCCGUCGCCGCCGCCGUCUCCUCUUUUCCCCCGACGUCCGCCGCAGCCGCCCGGAGUCCGAAGCUGGUGCGAAACGUCGGGAACGGCGUUGUCGGAGGGCUGCUGGCGAGAGACUCGGGCGGCAGCAGGGAGCCGCGCUCGGACUGGCGGCGGAAGCAGCUGCGCAAAGUGCGCAGCGUGGAGCUGGACGGGCUGCUGGAGCCCGCCGAGUGCGCGGAGCUGCCCCUCAGCGCCUCAGCGGCGGCCGCGACCACCGACAACCCCUCGCCUUCCUCCUUCGCGGCCGUCCAGCCCGCGCCGUCCUCCAGCCGCGGCUUCCUCCUCGUCGCCGAGCAGCCGCUGGCCGACUCCGGGAGCCAAGCUGGAGCAGCUGAGAGGACCAUGGAGCCGCCCCUUGCAGGUCGUGACAUGGAGAAUAAAGAAACCCUUAGGGGGUUGCAGAAAAUGGAUGACCGCCCAGAAGAGCGCAUGAUCAGGGAGAAACUCAAGGCAACUUGUAUGCCUGCCUGGAAGCACGAAUGGCUGGAAAGGAAGAGCAGGAGAGGUCCUGUGGUGGUGAAGCCAAUACCAAUAAAAGGAGACGGCUGUGAAGCAAAUAAGCCAGCAAUAGAAGCUCCUACUGAAGGGCAGACAACUGCUACAUCUCCUACUCCGAAGGGAAGACGGAGCCCUUCUCCUAGUAGUUCUUCUUCAUCUUCUAGGACUGUUAAAUCUGAAUCACCUGGAGUAAGAAGAAAAAGGGUUUCGCCAGUGCCUUUUCAGAGUGGAAGAAUAACACCGCCUCGAAGAGCUCCGUCUCCAGAUGGCUUCUCUCCAUAUAGUCCUGAGGAGACCAGUCGCCGAGUCAAUAAAGUCAUGAGAGCCAGGCUAUACCUCUUACAGCAGAUAGGACCCAAUUCUUUCUUGAUUGGAGGAGACAGCCCUGAUAAUAAAUACAGGGUUUUCAUUGGGCCUCAGACCUGCAGCUGUGGUCGUGGAACAUUUUGUAUUCAUCUUCUGUUUGUUAUGCUUCGAGUGUUUCAACUUGAACCUUCAGACCCAAUGCUUUGGAGAAAGACGUUGAAGAACUUUGAGGUUGAGAGUUUGUUCCAGAAAUAUCACAGUAGGCGUAGCUCAAGGAUCAAAGCCCCCUCUCGUAACACCAUCCAGAAGUUUGUAUCACGCAUGUCAAAUUCUCAUACAUUGUCAUCAUCUAGUACGUCUACAUCUAGUUCAGAAAACAGUAUCAAAGAUGAAGAAGAACAAAUGUGCCCCAUUUGCUUGCUGGGCAUGCUGGACGAAGAGAGCUUGACUGUCUGUGAAGAUGGCUGCAGAAAUAAGCUUCACCACCAUUGCAUGUCAAUAUGGGCAGAGGAAUGUAGAAGAAACAGAGAGCCUCUUAUAUGCCCUCUUUGUAGGUCUAAGUGGAGAUCUCAUGACUUCUAUAGUCAUGAGUUGCCAAGCCCUGUUGAUUCUCCUUCUGUCCUUCGUGUGGUCCAGCAGCAGACUCCGCAGCCCACAGCUGGCUCGCCAAGGAGAAAUCAAGAUAGUAAUUUCAGCCUUACUCAUUAUGGGGCUCAGCAAAUCCCUUCAGCCUAUAAAGAGUUAGCUGAACCAUGGAUUCAGGUAUUCGGAACAGAACUAGUUGGCUGCUUGUUUUCUCGAAACUGGAAUAUACGUGAGAUGGCCCUUCGACGCCUUUCCCAUGAUGUUAGCGGUGCUCUGUUAUUGGCCAAUGGGGAAAGCACUGGAAAUUCUGCAAGCAACAGUGGAAACCCCACAAGCGCUGGAACUGCAGGAGCUACCAGCGGGUCAGCGCAGACCAGUAUCUCAGGAGAUGUUGUUGUGGAGUCUUGCUGCAGUGUCCUUUCCAUGGUCUGUGCUGAUCCCGUCUACAAAGUGUAUGUUGCUGCUUUAAAAACAUUAAGAGCCAUGCUGGUAUAUACACCCUGUCAUGCCCUAGCUGAAAGAGUGAAGUUGCAGCAGCUUCUGAAACCGGUUAUAGAGACUAUAUUGGUGAAAUGUGCAGAUGCGAACAGCCGCACAAGCCAGCUUUCAGUUUCUACACUCCUGGAGAUGUGCAAGGGCCAGGCAGGAAUGCUGGCAGUUGGUAGUGAAAUAUUUAAAUCUGGGCCCAUUGGUAUAGGUGGCAUUGAUUUCAUUUUGAAUUGCAUCCUUGGAACACAACCUGAAUCGAACAACUGGCAAGCACUUCUUGGGCGUCUUUGUCUUAUUGACAGGCUGCUGUUGGAGUUUCCUGGUGAAUUUUAUCCCCACAUUGUCAGUGGGGAUGUUUUACAGGCAGACACUGUAGUUGACAGGUACAAAAAGCUGCUGUCGCUGUUGAACUUUGCUCUGCAGUCAAUUGACAAUUCCCACUCCAUGGUUGGCAAACUGUCAAGAAGAGUAUUUUUGAAUUCCGCCAGAAUGGUUGCAAGAGUACCCCACGUGUUCGUAAAACUGUUAGACAUGUUGAGUAUGACAAGCUCAACACAUCACACAAGGAUGCGUCGGCGGUUGAUGGCAAUAGCAGAGGAAAUGGAAAUAGCAGAAGCCAUUCAGCUAGGUAUGGAGAAUGUGCAGUCCGGUGAAUGCCGGCGUGACUUUGCCCAGCCUCCAGUUCCUGAUAACUCCCCAGAGAUUACAGAGAGCAAUACUCCCAACAGUACGAUUCAGUUAUCAGGGAAAGGUGGGAAAAGCUUAGGUGAUAAAAAACCAAGUGCCAGCCCAGAGGACAUUUCUGAUGCAGUGGGUAGUAUUUCAUUAGGACUUCCUGUUUCUUCAGGAACUCUGGAGCAGCCAAAACCAGCCAUUCAAACAAAAAGUAAAGCCCACGGUCAGUGCUUGAACUCUUCUCUCUUGCCCUGUAAUUCCCAGUCAGUAUUCCCAGCUCUGCCUUCCCAUAGUACUCCGCCUGUACCAACAGGAGCCGAUGUUUCUAAACUCAGACCUCAGGGAUUUGUUCCCUGCAAACCACCCUCUGCUUCUCCCCAAAUGCAACGCAAGCUUUCUCUCCAAAUUCAAAGGAACUGUGCUGAAAAUAAAGAAUCAGAAAAACUUUCCCCGGUCUUCACGCAGGCCAGACCUAUGCCUUUCAGUCACAUACAUCGGCCAAAGCCAUCUCGACCUGCUGCGUGUGACUUGAACAAACAGGGAGAAACCUCCAAAAGUAACAUGACGCUCAAUUUAAAUGAUGUAGCACAGUGUGAUAGUGGUGCAGUCAUCCCAAGCGAAGAGACUGUUUUCACCCCGGUAGAAGAAAAACGUAGCCACCUGGAUCUCAAUACAGAGCUCAGUUCCAGUAUGGAGGACUUACUUGAGGCCUCCAUGCCGACAAGCGAUGGAACAGUCACCUUCAAGUCCGAAGUGGCCGUUCUGUCCCCGGAACGAGCGGAAAAUGACGACACAUACAAAGACGACGUGAAUCACAAUCAGAAGUGCAAGGAAAAGAUGGAAGCUGAAGAGGAGGAAGCCUUAGCUAUUGCCAUGGCGAUGUCAGCAUCUCAAGAUGCUCUUCCCACAGUUCCUCAGCUGCAGGUUGAAAAUGGUGAAGAUAUCAUCAUCAUUCAGCAGGAUACACCAGAGACGCUGCCUGGGCAUACCAAAGCAAAGCAUCAUUACAGGGAAGACAUAGAGUGGCUUAAAGGUCAACAGAUUGGCCUAGGUGCCUUUUCUUCAUGUUACCAAGCUCAGGAUGUUGGAACUGGGACACUGAUGGCAGUGAAGCAGGUGACCUAUGUCAGGAAUACAUCGUCAGAGCAGGAAGAGGUGGUGGAAGCCUUGAGGGAGGAAAUAAGAAUGAUGAAUCAUCUGAAUCACCCCAAUAUCAUUCGAAUGUUGGGCGCUACAUGUGAAAAGAGCAACUACAAUCUGUUUAUAGAAUGGAUGGCAGGGGGAUCUGUUGCUCAUUUGUUAAGUAAAUAUGGAGCCUUCAAGGAGUCUGUGGUUACAAAUUACACAGAACAGCUGCUUCGUGGCCUUGCUUACCUUCAUGAGAAUCAAAUCAUUCACCGAGAUGUCAAAGGUGCCAACUUGCUAAUUGAUAGUACAGGUCAUAGAUUAAGAAUUGCUGAUUUUGGAGCUGCAGCUAGGUUGGCAUCUAAAGGAACAGGUGCUGGAGAGUUUCAAGGACAGUUACUGGGGACCAUUGCAUUUAUGGCACCUGAGGUGUUGAGAGGCCAGCAGUAUGGUAGGAGCUGUGAUGUGUGGAGCGUUGGUUGUGCUGUUAUAGAAAUGGCUUGUGCUAAGCCCCCUUGGAACGCUGAGAAACAUUCCAAUCAUCUUGCUUUGAUAUUCAAGAUUGCUAGUGCAACAACGGCUCCAUCGAUCCCAUCACAUCUGUCUCCAGGUUUAAGAGAUGUGGCGCUUCGGUGUUUGGAGCUUCAGCCUCAGGACAGACCACCGGCAAGGGAACUGCUGAAACACCCUGUCUUCCGCACUACGUGGUAGUUCUGUAAAAGUGGUGAUACACUGAACAUCCUACUACUGAACAGAAAACAGUGCUUGUCUUCCUGUGCAGCUUGCACAGCAGUAUAUGCGCUGACUACUCAGCCGGCCUUAGUUAUCCCUUUUGAGGACUUGAGGUCAGCGGAGGACCUAGACUUAAGUAUGUGACUGACAAAUCGAGAUCUCUACCUAAGCUCAGUAUGCAGCUUUUCACAAAUUGUGCAAAAAUAUGUAAACUGUGCCUUUCUCAAAGAUCCUGGCUCUUGGUGACUGGAAAGCAAUUCCUCUUUUAAAUCUGCAUGGUUAUUUAGUGGAGAGGCAAUUUUUAAUUUUUCAGGAGCACUUUUUCAGCAAUAUUAGCAGCUGAGGGGCUCAGGAGCCAUUGGAAAAAUCGGCAGUUGCUGUUCCAUUUCACACCAUGUAGACAUCAGCAGUUUUGGCUCAGUGACCCAAUUUCAUUUGUUCCAUCAAUGGUCGUGAAAAAAAGUUCAAUUUACAUGUAUAUGGAGAGAAAAAAUUGGACUGUUUUGAGACCACAUUUUGCCUUCCUAAGAGUCACUGAUCACACUGACUGGCAGUUGUGAUUCACUGUGCGUUCAUUUAUUCACUGACUUCUCCACUGAAGUUGCGGUUCUGUGCUUUCGUGUUUUUUUUUUCCUUUGUUUCAUAUUCAGGGAAAACUGACCUUUUAAAACAUAUCCAGAACAGCUAGAACGAGGUUCAAGCUAAAAUGUUGCUGGAUAGCUUGUUGUUCUAAGAGACUGUGAUCCAGAUUGAUUUGAAAAUCUGACAUAAAAUGCUGUCUUUUGAGUCAGUGUUUUUAAUCAAACUUGGGAGUGGGAGGGGACUGCUCAGUUGCUUUGAAUAACAGGACAUGGAACCAAGAGUGAAUUUUAACUGUUAGGUUUUGGAGCCUUUUUCAUGUAAAGAUUUUUCUCGGUGAAACUGUGUAAAAAAAUGUUUUCAUGUGUCAAGCCUGCUGCCAUCCAGCUCCUGCUGUAAUGAGUCUUUGGGAGACAAAGCUUUAAUCCAGUCUUAUGCUGUUUAGCACUGCAUACAUGUCCACUCCGGAUACAUCUGGCCUGCUGUUUUCCUUCUGCCAUACAUCGUUUGUUUACAGUCAUAAUUACAUGUAAACUUUCCAGAAAUUUUAAAGCCAUGAAAAAAAUUGUUUUUAAGGUUUUUGGGGGGAAAGAUUGAAAUUUUGGGGAAAAUUGAAAUAUAUGCAGUACUUUCCUAUUUAUUGUAUUGCUUUAAUAUAAAUGUCUCAUUUCUAAUUUAGUUAGCACAUAAAAUUGUACUAAUUGGAAUAUUUAUGGAAUUUACAAGUAUAAAUGCCUUAGUUCUCUACAGGCAAAACUGCAAGUAAACCAAACACUUGAAAAAGCGCUGCAGACUGCUGUACCCUGUGCCGUCAUAGAGCACCUGUUUAAAUUUGUGUCAUUUGAGAGGUAGGGUGUCAUUUGUCUACAGCAUAGAUAGGAAUUAUCAGGUGCUGUAGAUACUCCUGUACAGAUACCUUUAUGCUAUAACUUCGGAGUUAAACCUUGUCUUGAAGAGGAUUUUCAGUGCUCCCCAAAAUUUCCCAAUUUUACAUUUUUUAAACAAUUGGGAAAAAAGUCCUUGGGAACCAUGGCGUUCUUGGAAUUUUUCCAUACCUUCCCAAUUAAGUAGUACAUAAUUGGCCAAUCUUUCUUUUAAAGAAUCAAAACCCUAGUUCUUUAAAAGAGGAAAUUUACAGAAAAAUUAGGUUGGCCUUGAGGGAGCAGGGGACUUUUAAUAAAAUGUGAUGAUAUGCUUCACUUGGAGUGCAGACUACUUUUUUCAGCAAAUGAGUGUGUUAUGACGAUUUUAAUAAUGGGCUUUUAGAUUCUGAUGCAUGGAAUAUUGAAGGAAAAUGGCAGCUGUUCUUUUGCUUUUUAAUGAGUCCUUUAAAAAUAAAAGUACUGAAUUGUGUUUCAAUCAACUUUGUUAAAUAACUGUUCAUGUUUUAACUCUUCAGAAGCCAGUUUGAAUUAUUGACCAGGAAUUGGUUGUGCUCAAAGACUCAGGACAAAACUAAAUAAGCUAUAUAGCACUGUACGUUAUUGACAACGUACAGCCUUGCAAAUUGGAAUCAAAAUGAGAGGUUUACAAGCGAUGGUCGUACUAGCAUGAACUAAAAGUGGUGUCAUGAAAUGUGGAUGUGUAUUUCUUCUUGAAAUGUUACAUUCCUUUUGCUUUUUGAAGAUUGGCAAACUUUGAAGAGUUAAAAACAAAAUUGAAAUGUGAAGUUUGGUAGGUCUGUUUUUUGUUUGAUUUCUGUUUCUUGACUGUUUUAGAGUUUUUCAUCACUCUAAUCAGAUUGCUUCUAAGGCUGUUUCUGCACAGCCAAGGGAGAGAGCCUGCGGCAUUAAUCAUGGCGAUGCAGGCUCUGGGGCCGUUCGCACAAACGGCCCCAUGGGGUGCCCAGCUGUUGGAGCAAGCUCCGCACAGCCGCGUAUUCCCCUCCCUAGCCCCAAACGCCUCCUUACCUUCUGCUGGCAGCCAUCACUCUGUCGUUGCUCUGAGGAGGGAUGGGGACAUGCCCCCGUGGCUAGAGUGAUGGCUGAAGCACCAGAGGCCAGGGGGCGUGUCCCCUUCCCUCCUCAGAGCGAUGGCUGCCAGCAGAAGGUAAGGAGGCAUUUGGGGCUGGGGA
Messenger RNA from Sphaerodactylus townsendi, 7264 nucleotides. It is a transcript of the gene MAP3K1, whose product is annotated as mitogen-activated protein kinase kinase kinase 1. The transcript has 20 exons. NCBI's taxonomy places the organism in Eukaryota, Metazoa, Chordata, Lepidosauria, Squamata, Sphaerodactylidae. The record is from RefSeq and is a predicted model, not a curated record. Gene Ontology annotation, cellular component: cytoplasm. Gene Ontology annotation, biological process: protein phosphorylation. Gene Ontology annotation, molecular function: protein serine/threonine kinase activity; ATP binding; zinc ion binding. The coding region runs from base 49 to 4590 and encodes 1513 amino acids.